AUGAAAAGUUCAAUUGUCUCCAGUUCACAACCACGAUCUGUCGCUGUCGGCGAUUUUAAUAAUGAUCAUCAAAUGGAUAUUGUUGUAGCCAAUUCUGGUACAAAUACUAUUGGCAUAUUUCUUUCACAAGACAGUGAAAAUUUUACAAAUCAACAAAUAUAUCCAACUGGAUUCGACUCUCGUCCUUAUUCACUUGUUGUUAAUGAUUUCAAUAAUGAUAAUUAUUUAGAUAUUGCUGUGGCUAAUUAUGGUACCAAUAAUAUUGGAGUAUUUUUAGGAAAUCAAAAUGGAACAUUUUCUAAUCAAAUAAUAUUUUCACUUUAUUCUUCUCAUCCAUGUUUUAUUACUGUUGGUGAUUUCAAUAAUGAUAAUCAAACGGAUAUUGUUGUAGCUAACCAUGAUACUAAUAAUAUUGGUAUUCUUCUUGGAAAUGGUAAUGGAUCUUUUCAAGAGCAAAUAACUUAUUCUACUGGUUAUGAUUCUCAUCCAUAUGCAUUAGUGAUUGGUGAUUUCAAUAAAGAUAAUCGAUCAGAUAUUGCUGUGGCUAAUUAUGGUACAGAUAAUAUUGGUAUUUUUCUUGGGUACGGUAAUGGAACAUUUGCAAACCAAAAAAUAUAUACAACUACUCUGAACUCGAAUCCAUCUUCUAUUGCUGUUGGAGACUUAAAUAAUGAUAAUUAUCUCGAUAUAAUAGNNNNGCAAAUUUCUACCCUUUACACUUUAGCAUUUCUUUUACAUGAUGUUUCACAAAAUGUUGUCAGUCUAGAAAACCAGCAUGCAUAUUAG
Rotaria sp. Silwood2 is the source of this 786-nucleotide messenger RNA. The record is from the annotation of a GenBank genome assembly. Lineage: Eukaryota; Metazoa; Rotifera; Eurotatoria; Philodinida; Philodinidae.